Messenger RNA from Plasmodium reichenowi, 1164 nucleotides. RefSeq lists its product as hypothetical. The coding region runs from base 1 to 1164 and encodes 387 amino acids. Lineage: Eukaryota; Apicomplexa; Aconoidasida; Haemosporida; Plasmodiidae. The transcript has a single exon. The record is from RefSeq and is a predicted model, not a curated record.
AUGAAAAAUUACGAUGAGAAUUUAAAAUAUAUGGUUAGUUAUUUACAAAAUGAAGAAAAGUUAGGUGAUGAGGAGGAAAAAAGUAUAGAAAAAAAAAAUGGGAAAAAAAAUAAAAUAAUAGAUAAUGAACAUAUAAAAGAUACAAAGAGAACAGGUUUUAUACAAUAUCCAUAUUAUCUAGACAAAAAAAAAGAAAGAGCAUAUACAUUAGGUGCUAUCAAUGGUAUAGGAGAUAUUGAUUUAUUAAAAGCUCCUUUAAUGAAUCCUUUGAACCCAGAAGUUGUCCCCCCUAUAUUACAAUUACCUGCUUCAACGAAUUUAAUAAAAAAUGUUCAUUUGAAAGUCCAGCGUAAUAUAAAUUUGGAUAAAUCUUAUAAGUAUAGGAAACAAAACAGUAAUAAGGAUAUCAUAAAUGAUAUUAAGCCUUUAUAUUCAUUACCUGAAAAGGUAAUGUCAUAUUGUAUGAAUGUAAAUGUAAAUGCUGAUUAUAAGGAGAAUAAUGAUAAUAAUAAUAAUGAUAAUGAUAAUGAGAAUAAUAAUAAUAAUAAUAAUAAUUAUAUGGAUGAUUGUCAUAGAAGGGUGAAAGAAGAAUUAAUUAAAAAUUACAAGGAACAUGUCUUAAAUGAAAAAAAUUAUAUAAAUACAAAAGGUGAAUUCAAUUUGGAUUAUAUGACUACAUCAGGUAAUACAUUUAUAUCUAAAAAUAAUGUUGAGAUAUUACCAAGCGAAAACCAUGACGAGAUAUUAUUAAAGAAGGAUUUAUCAUCGAACGAAGAAAUAAUUAAUAUUUCAAAUGAAAAAAAAGAAAAUGAUAAAUUUGAUGAACUAAACAAUAUAUAUAUUAAAAAAAAUAUAUAUACAAAGGAAUAUAAUAAUAAUAUGACUAUCCAUAAAAAUGCGGAGAAAAUAAAUUCACAUAAUACAAAAUUAAUUGAACAAAUAAAGGAGGAAACUAAUGAAUAUAAUAUAUUUUGUAAAAAUCGCAAUCUUAUAAGAAAAAAUAUUUGUACAGAUAAUACAAAUAUUUUAAAAAAUAACAAUCCACAGGAAAUGAAAGACAUAAACCAAAUUAAUGAACAACUUAAAAUAUUCGAGCAAAAUCAAAUAAUGUCACCAAGUUUAAAAAAUGCACUUAAAAUGUUGGCGAAUGAUAUUUAUGUAUAG